Molecule: messenger RNA, 711 nt
Organism: Penicillium mononematosum
Lineage: Eukaryota; Fungi; Ascomycota; Eurotiomycetes; Eurotiales; Aspergillaceae
Exons: 1
Coding region: 1-711 (236 amino acids)
Source: RefSeq, a predicted model, not a curated record
AUGGUCACUAUGGUCAACCCACCAUUUUCCCCUUUGAGAAAUCGUGAAGUCCCCUGGAUUUUGUUUCGCGCAUCUUGCGAUGGCAGGGAAUGUGACAAAUGCUGCGAGGAAGAACCAAGGAGUCUUAUGGACUUGUCUAAUUCGCCAGAGUCCUCGGCAUUCGAUAGCCACCUCUCAUGGAAAAAGGUCCCAACGCCAUUCGUCAGCUUCUUCAGCACCUGGACAAGAGCAAUGCGAUGGCGUGAAUGGUUAGAGAAAUAUCAUCAUACGGACAUCAAAGUGGUUGCUCUCUGGGCAAGAGACAUGGGCCACGUUUAUAAGGCGAUGACGGUCGCUUUGGGCUUGGGAUACUCAGAUACGGGCUCUGACGAUCGACGAAAGCUUCGAAAUCAUGAAGAUGAAUACCUCAUUGACGCUGGUGUGGAUGAAGACCGAAUCUUGGCUGUGUUUCGAGGCGGCGGUGAUCUUCGAGCUAUCACCUUUGACGGCCCUUUCUACAUGAUCACAACAUCAGUUCCUAGUGAAUACUUUCUUGCCCAAGAAAGGAAUCCCCUCAAAGCCUUGGAGGAUGUGAUAUUCAUGAACACCGGAGUGCGUGAUGAUCUUUGGCGGGAUCAGCUCGUGAAAUCAAUCAGCAAUUCCACUUUCCCAAGGCGGAUAGAUUACUCGAGGGGGCCAUUCCGUCCGCAGCUUGAGAGUGUCUAUUACUAG